Molecule: messenger RNA, 1392 nt
Organism: Rhizopus microsporus ATCC 52813
Lineage: Eukaryota; Fungi; Mucoromycota; Mucoromycetes; Mucorales; Rhizopodaceae
Product: cytochrome P450
Exons: 10
Coding region: 1-1392 (463 amino acids)
Molecular function (GO): heme binding; monooxygenase activity; oxidoreductase activity, acting on paired donors, with incorporation or reduction of molecular oxygen
Source: RefSeq, a predicted model, not a curated record
AUGGCCAUAUCAUUUUUGUACCGUGAAGGACCAGCUGAACGUUUAAAGCGUCUAAAGCUUCCUGCAAUGCGGAAGGGUAAUGGAUUCUAUUUGAGUCGAGUCCCUUUCUGUUGGACGGUUUAUGUCGCCAAUCCUAUUGCUGCCAAGCAGCUCUUAUUAAAAGCAGAAAACUUUCCCAAGUCUCAUUUCCUGAUGGAGACAGUUGGAAAAGAUAGUCCUUUUGUACAGUUUCUAGGCCCUGAUAAUGUAGUUAACUCUAAUGGUGAAAACUGGAAAAAGCAAAGAAAGGUCAUGAACCCAGCUUUUCACCGCUCCAUGCCUGUAAAGACAAUAGCUGGAGUUGUCCUCACUCUUUUUGCUGUUAUUGACAAAUAUAAAGGCAAAGUUCCUGUUACUUCAACAAUGCAAGAGUUUACUCUCGAUGUCCUUGGGCUCGCCAUAUUUAAUUUCGAUUUUGGGUCCUUGAAGGGGGAUGCAAAGAAAUGGCGUGCAGAAUAUAAACUUGUGAUGGAGACUCUGUUUGAUCCAGUUACAAACGUCUUUACUGGGUUUGAUUUUCUUCUCCGAUAUAUUUAUCCAAAGCGUAUAAAGGGCGCAAACGCUGUGAACAAUUUAAACAAGUUAUUUGAUCAACUAGUCAAGCAGAAACGCUUAGAGGUUCAAAGUGGGGUUCAUGCGAACAAACCUCAAAAUGAAAAGGAUCUGCUUACGCUUAUGCUGGAAGCUGAACAAAGAGGAGAGGCAAUGACUACCGAUAUGGAAAUGAGACACAAUGUCGCAGUAUUUUUCUUAGCCGGUCAUGAGUCUACAGCACACGUACUUUCAUUUACUCUGUAUUUUCUUGCCAAAAAUAAGUAUGUUCAACAGAAGCUUAGAGAAGAGGUAAGUCGUGUUAUGGGAAGAAAGUCUGUGGAUGUCGCGCCUACUCUCGAGGAACUAAGACAAAUGGAAUACCUGUACGCUGUAAUCAAAGAGAGCCUUCGACUGUGUAGCAUUUUCGAUGUACUAAUUUUGCGUGAUGCAGUAGAGGACAUGUACCUGGAUGACACUUUCAUCCCAAAGGGCACAAGAAUCACCAUCGACGUGAGCGCAAUCCAGCGUGAUCCCAAGGUUUGGAAUAACCCAGAUGACUUUAUUCCUGAAAGAUUUAUGGAAGGUGGAGAAGCAGAAGGACAUGAAGGCAUGACCUGGUUACCUUUUGGAGGUGGCGCACGACAGUGCAUCGGAAUGAACUUUAGUCUGACCGAACAGAAAGUUGCUUUGGCAAUGCUUGUACAAAGAUAUGAUAUUGAUGUUCCCAAGGACUCGAUUCACUAUGAGGAUAUUGCUUACGAAAGGCCAUUUUAUCUUGCACCACAAUCCUUGGAGUUAACCUUUACAAAGCUUCAUUAA